GGGAGCCGAUGCGGCGGCGGCGGCGGCGGAGGUGGAGGUGGCGGCCGCCGUGUCCUCGGGGCCGCUGACCCCCGCCGGGUUCAGUACCUGCCACCCGUUCUGACCCCGUAGCUUGCGACCCAUGGCGGCGGCGAUCUUGCUCCGGAGAUGGCCGGGGCGCGUGGGCCGAGCACCUGGGUUUCCGGCGUCUGCCGCUCCCCGGGCCGGGAAGAGACCGGCUGUCCAGACCCGAUGCGGUUGCACCCGGACCCCCAAACGGCUCCAUCGGGAGAGCAGAGCCGGGGCUGCUGCCACGAGGCCGGACCUCCUGGAGUGGCUCGGGCCGCACACCCCUCCGGCCUGCCCGGCUCCUGAGCGAGGGCCCGGCGGGAGCCCGGCUGCUGGGCCUGGGGCGGGCAUGCGCCACGGUGGCCCCCGCGGGCCGACGCGGACCGGGAGACCCCCGCCAGGCCUCAGUGAAGCCUCCGUGGAAGCCUUCGACUCCUUCGAAGACCCCCGGGCCUUCUUGCGGCAGAGGCCCGAGUACCGGCGUCACAGCCACGACGGGUCUGAGCACCCGGAGCCGCUGCCGCUCGAAGAUGCAGAGCCGAUCCUACACCAGGCGGCUAUCCGGCCCGGCCCACUGGAGCCUGAGACGGCCGCCGACCUCCUGGGCCGCCUGAGUCGCCUCCCAGAGGAACAUCGCGCCACCCUGCUGAACCGGGCCAGCUUCGCCCGGCUGUGCCACCUCGGCGCCGAAAGCGCCCGGCUCUCGGGGGCACCCCAGCUCCUCGCCGUCCUGGAGGCCUUCGUCCGUCUGAGGGUCCCCCCGGCGCACCCUGUCCUGAAGGCAUACGAGACGGCGUUCUGCCUCCGGGCCUGGGACAUGACCCUGGACCAGCUCCUUCUCGGGGCCGACCUGUGGCGGUGCCUGGGGCGGAGCGUGCCCCACUUCCUGGGGAUCUGCUUCAGCUACAUGCACAUGCACUGGGACGAGCUCUUGCCUACUCAGCUGGUCCACCUGAUCUACCUCAUCGGGGAAGGCCGGCACGGGCCCCCAGACCUGAUGCGGAAGCUGGAGUCCCUGGUGGCGAAACACCUGAGCCAGUUGAGUCUGGAGGAAGUCGGGGCCAUCUGCCUAGGGUUCUUCAAGUCCAGCAGCGGCCUGUCGGACCACCUCAUGCGCCGGAUCGGGGACAAGGCCGCGGCGAGCAUGGAGGAGCUGAGCAGCUAUGCCCUGGUCAACACCAUGAAGAUGCUGCGUUUCACGCACGUGGACCACCCGGUCUUCUUGGAGCGGUUCAGCCAAGUGGCCCCUGGGCGCAUCCCCUCCCUGGGCGUCCAGGGGGUCAUGCAUCUGACCCUGUCCUGCUCCGCCCUGCGCUACCGGGACGAGGCCGUCCUGGGCGCCGUGGCAGCCUCCCUGCCCUGCCGGGCGUCCCGCUGCCGGAGCAAAGACGUGGCCAAGUUCCUGUGGUCAUUCGGGGUCCUGAGCUACGAGCCCCCCGAUGCUGAGGGGUUCUACUCGAGCCUGCUGGAGCAGCUGCACCGGAAGAUGCCUGAGUUCAUCAGGUACCCGGAGCACCUGCUCACCGGCCUGCUGGGCCUGGCGUUCACCCGUCGCUUCCCGGCCCCCCUCCUGGAUUUUGCCCUGAGCCCGGAGUUUGUCAGGCUGGCCCGGGGGAGCAGCAGGUUCGAGCUCACCAAGGAGUUGGUCACCCUCGACGGGGCCGUGGGCAUCGAGUGCCCAGACUACGGGGGCAACCGCCUGGCAGCCGACCUGCGGCGGGAGUGGGCUGAGAAGCUGUGGGAGUUGGCGAGGCAGGAUAUGUGCUCCAAGCCUGAGUUCCUGGAAGCCCUCUUCUUGCUCGAGAUCGUGCUGGGGGGUCCCCUGCACCUCCGGCACCAUAUGAUCGCCCCCCACACGCGCUCGUCGGAUGUGGAGGUCCGGCUGGACGCCAACAACCGGCCGCUCCCUUUCAACUGGGAGGCCCGACCGGCCGGGGAGCUGCCAAAACCCAAGCUGAAACCGGCGGGGGUUAGUCUCACCGACGAGCUGGUGGAGCGGCUCCUCAAGGGGAACUCGGGGGGGCCCUCCCCCAGCAACGAGCGGCCGGAGGAAGGGGACGUUCGACCUGCCGUCCAGGCCGGCCCCGCCCCGGCGGGGGCGAAGCUUGCCAUCCAGGUGACCCACAGGAACCAGUACUGUUAUGGCACCAGGCAGCUCCUCGGGCUGCACGCUAUGAAGCGGAGGCAGCUGCGCCAGCUGGGCUACACUGUGGUGGAGGUGCCCUUCUGGGAGUGGGUCCCCCUGCUCCGCCGGCCCCGGGCCCAGAAGCUGGCCUACCUCCACGAGAAGGUGUUCGGCUCUGCUCCCCGGAGCUGACGGGCACCCGGGGCCCAGACCGACAGCCGGGGCUGGGGAGCCGAUGCAGUGAACUUGGGCAAAUCUGAUGGUCGGAAGUGGCCCUGGUCCCCACGAAGAUGGUUAUAAACCUCUGCCUCCCUCAGUUCAGGCCCAGGAUCCACU
Molecule: messenger RNA, 2509 nt
Organism: Tachyglossus aculeatus (Australian echidna)
Lineage: Eukaryota; Metazoa; Chordata; Mammalia; Monotremata; Tachyglossidae
Gene: FASTKD5
Product: FAST kinase domains 5
Biological process (GO): regulation of mitochondrial mRNA stability; mitochondrial RNA processing
Cellular component (GO): mitochondrial matrix; ribonucleoprotein granule
Molecular function (GO): RNA binding
Source: RefSeq, a predicted model, not a curated record